Manis javanica (Malayan pangolin) is the source of this 1830-nucleotide messenger RNA. NCBI's taxonomy places the organism in Eukaryota, Metazoa, Chordata, Mammalia, Pholidota, Manidae. The record is from RefSeq and is a predicted model, not a curated record.
AAAUAUUUACCUUGGAGACCUCAACCUGGACCAAGGUCUUGGCCCAGAUACAAAGGGCAACUGCCUGGACCAGGGCAUCGAGGAUAUAAGGCUGGACUUGCAGACCCACUGGCCAGGUGAAGAGAGGAGCAGACGGAGGACUCCAGUGUGUCCAGGUUCUGACCCAGCCACCUACCUCCCAGGAAGAUGGCUAGCCCGUGGCUUUUCGCCUUCCUCUGUGGUUUGCUGACAGCCCCUUUGGCCGGAGCCACCCUCAACUCCCCUGCAGUUCUCAGCCUCAGCUCAGAAAUCGUCAAAGAUAAACUGACACAGGAACUGAAGAACAGCGAUGCCACCCAAAUCCUCCAGCAGCUGCCACUGCUCAGUGAGAUAAAAAAGGAGCCAGCCAGCAAUAUCCCCAUCAUAGGCAACUUAGUGGACUACCUCCUGAACCACAUCGUCUGGCUGAAAGUCACCUCAGCCAACAUCCUCCAGCUGCAGGUGCAACCCUCUGCUAAUGGCCAGGAGCUGGUGGUCAAGGUCCCCCUGAGCAUGGUGGCUGGAUUCAACACAAUGUCAGGCACCUCCUCUCCCAGGCCCAUCGUCAAGACCAUCGUGGAGAUGCACAUGAAGACAGAGAUCCAAGCCAACAUCCAAGUGCAGACCAGCGAGAGCGGCCAACCCCACCUCGUGCUCAGCGACUGCUCCAAUAGCCAGGACAGCCUGACCAUCACCCUGCUGGACAAGACGCUCUCCUUCCUGGUCAACUCCUUAGCCAAAGAGGUCAUGAGCCUCCUGAUGCCAGCGCUGCCCAAACUGGUGAAAAGCCAGCUGUGUCCCGUGAUCCAGAAAGCCUUUGAGGACUCACGUGAAGACCUCCUGGACCUAGUGAAGGUGCCAGUUACCCUCGUCCCUGACCACCUGGAGUUUGACAUUCUGUCUCCUGCCAUCAAGGAUAAUUUCAUCCAGCUCAACCUGGGGGUCAAGUUCCUGGACUCACAAGGAAAGGUGACCCAGUGGUUCAAUGAAUCAGCAGCUUCCCUGACGAUGCCCACCGUGGUCAGUGCCCCUUUCAGCCUCGCCUUCAGGCAGGAUGUGGUGAACGCGGCAGUAGGUGUCUUGCUCCCUCCAGGAGAACUCAUGGUCCUGUUGAACUACGUGUUUCCUGAGCUGGCCCAGCAGCUGAAGACGAGCAUGAAGGCGAUCAAUGAAACGGGAUUCCAGUCUACCAGGGCAAUGGGACUGAAUCAAAUAGUUACACAGGCUGCAGAGAAGCUGGGGCCCACACAGAUCGUGAAGAUCCUAAUUCAGGAGACUCCAGACAUCUUUCUGGCUCAGGGCAGUGCCACAGCGGUCCAAUUGAUUGUGCUGGAACUAUUUGCCACCAAUGAAGUCAACCACCCCUUCUUCACCCUGGGAAUCGAAGCCAGCUCAGAAGCUCAAUUUUACACCGAAGGUGACCAACUGAUGCUCAACUUAAAUGAAAUCAGCUCUGAUAGGAUCCACCUGAUGAACUCAAGCUUUGGCCUUUUCAACCCUGAUCUUCUGAAAGAUAUCGUCACCCAGAUCCUCGCCUCUGUCCUCCUGCCUAACGAAAAUGGUAAACUAAGAUCCGGAGUACAGAUGUCAACAGUGAAGGCCUUCGGAUUCGAGUCACCUUCGAUAUCUCUCACAAAGGACGCCCUUGUGAUCACUGCAACCGCCUAGUAGAAACGUGACCACUGUCCUCUCUCCUGAUGAAGAUGGACAGUCUCCCUUCACAGCAGGCUGGGUCCCAGUGGGGAUGUGGGAGCCAGCUCUGUUGACUAUCCCUCUCUUCAAUAAAUAAAUACUAGUCUGUGACUACUGCAA